Molecule: messenger RNA, 1590 nt
Organism: Nerophis lumbriciformis (worm pipefish)
Lineage: Eukaryota; Metazoa; Chordata; Actinopteri; Syngnathiformes; Syngnathidae
Source: RefSeq, a predicted model, not a curated record
AUGUGCGUUAUCACAGAAGGGAGACUGGAUGUGACCAAAGAUGGACAGAAAUUGCUAACGAUGGAAGUGGGGGAUGUGUUCGGAGAGGUGGCGCUGCUCUACGACUGCAAACAAAUCUACUCUGUCACAGCCCAGUUGGAAAGCAAGCUGUGGGUUAUUGAGCGCAAGACUUACCAGACAGUGCUCAUGCGGAGCGGCCAAGAUGGCCUUGCACGUACGUCGGCGCUGCUGAGCAGUGUACCCUCUCUGCUGUCCUUGCCAAAGGACGCCAUCAUGAAGAUGUGUGAUCUCAUGGAAGAGGCUCACUACACUCAAGGCGACUACAUCAUUCGACAAGGCGCCCCUGGGGACACCUUUUAUAUCAUUAACAAAGGCCAGGUGAUAGUCACCGAAAAGAAGCCGGGUGAUGAAGAGCAAGUCGUUUCCGAGCUUUCGGAACGGCAGUGGUUUGGAGAAAAAGCUUUGUGGGGAGAGGAUGUACGCGCUGGGAAUGUGAUUGCGGCUAGCGACGUCGUGUGUCUCCUCAUUGACAGAGAGACUUUUAGAGACAUCAUUGGAGGGAUGGUUUUUGAAAGUAGUCCAGAGGUGCAACAAAACACUAAAUGCAAAGAGGAGACAGAAGACAAGGAUGCUGCCUUUCUCUCAUCUUCCACCUUAAGUGAUUUCCAGAUCAUCAGCACUUUAGGAGCAGGGACGUUCGGACACACAGACUUGGUGCAACUCAAGAGCAACAUCAAGGGUCUUUUUGCCAUGAGGGUCCUUGACAAGAAGGCAAUUAUCCAAAACAACCUGAGAGAGAAUAUUCUGAGAGAGCGAAACAUACUCAUGGAUUCCUCGUGUCCAUUCCUUGUCAGGUUGCACAGAACCUUCCGUGAUGACGAACGCCUCUAUAUGCUGACGGAGGCUUGUCUCCAUGGCGAUCUUUACAGCUUGCUCAAAGACAAAGUCUGCCUGGACGAGAGCAGCACCAAAUUCUUCACGGCUUGCGUGACGCAGGCCUUGACCUUUCUUCAUGCUCGAAAUGUCAUCUAUAGAGACGUCAAGCCUGAAAAUGUUUUGCUGGAUGAGCGAGGAUAUGCAAAACUGAAAGGAUCCACAUGUUUAAAGAAGAUUGAAGUGGGGAAGAAGACGUACACCUUGUGUGGCACUCCGGGCUACAUGGCUCCGGAAGUCAUCUACAACAAAGGCCAUAGUGUCGCGGCAGACUUCUGGUCUUUGGGGGUUUUUGUGUUUGAGCUUCUGACAGGCGGGCUUCCGUUCAACAGCAUUGACCCAAUGAGGCUCCUUAGCGAGACCACGCGUGGCAUUGAUAACAUCGACUUCCCCAAAGCAAUCAGCAAGAGUGCUUCUAGUCUCAUCAAGAAACUGUGCAGGCACAAUCCCUCGGAGAGGCUGGGUAGUCGAAGAAAUGGGGCCAAGGACAUUCAGAAGCACAAAUGGUUUGAAGGAUUCAACUGGGAUGGACUAAGUCGAGGAACACUAAAUCCACCAUUCAGCCCCAAAGUUAAACACAUUUGGAACAACGGCGGUACAUAUGCUAAUUAUAAUGGAAACACACUUGAGCUAUGCGAAACAUGGGAGGAUUUCUGA